Molecule: messenger RNA, 1056 nt
Organism: Saimiri boliviensis boliviensis (Bolivian squirrel monkey)
Lineage: Eukaryota; Metazoa; Chordata; Mammalia; Primates; Cebidae
Source: RefSeq, a predicted model, not a curated record
AUGGGGAAUGUACUGAGCUGUUGCGUGCACCCUAAGGUGGAUAAGCACCAGGGGCCAGUUUCUCCCCAUGAGUCUGAGAUCUAUGAGGCAGCAGCUGGGGACAGGAUGGCAGGAGCACCAGUGAGUCCCAUUGUAUCUACUGCUGAAGUGACUUUUGAAGCUGGCGAAGACCUCCACAUGCACCACAUCCAUGACCGGGAGAUGCUUGAAGAUAUGGCUUUGGAGUCCAACCCUUCUAACCAUCCAGAAGCAAGGAAAUCUCAAACAGAUGUGCACGAAAAAAGACAAAGCAGCUAUGAAAACCAUGUAUCUACUGAGCAUUUACCUCGAUUAUAUAGUUCAUGCUCCACCAUAUUCAUUGAUGACAGCACAGCCAGCCACCCUCAUCUUAUAAUGACACUAAACUCUGUGGCCUUGGAGAUAUAUUAUCAUAUCAAGCAAAGAGAUGCCGAUAGAACUUUGGGCAUCUUUGAUGAACGGUUACACCCAUUUACCCAAGAACGGCUUCCAGAGGAAUACUUUAAGUAUGAUCCUGGGCACAAAUUGAUUUUCACAUUUCUUCAUACUCUAUUUAAAGCCAAAAGGCUAACAGCUGACUUGGCAAUCAGAAGUUUGGUAUACAUCGAAAGACUUGUAAGUUAUGCUGAUAUCAACAUUUGUCCAACCAACUGGAAAAGGAUUGUCUUUGGAGCCACUCUUCUUGCUGUCAGGGUUGGGCACGAUGUGGCUGUGUGCCAUGAGCACUACUGCAAGCUCUUUGAGAACAUCACAGUUGAAGACAUGAACGAGUUGGAAAGGCACUUCGUGGAGCUAAUUGAUUUUAAUAUCAGUGUUCCUGGCAGCAUUCAUGGCAGAUACUACUUCGAUCUUCGUGCCUUGGCACAUGAGCAUGGCCUGUAUUUGCCAGUUUACCUCCUUCAGAGAGAAAGAGCAUGGAAGCUAGGGGGUUUUUCAAGGAUGGAACAAGACAAAGUCUUCUAUACUACUGACAAAAUUGGGUCUUUCAGUGUUGAUGAUUUAAUUCGUCUUCAGCACGCUAAGGCCAUCCUUUUCUGA